Molecule: messenger RNA, 627 nt
Organism: Lobosporangium transversale
Lineage: Eukaryota; Fungi; Mortierellomycota; Mortierellomycetes; Mortierellales; Mortierellaceae
Exons: 3
Coding region: 1-627 (208 amino acids)
Source: RefSeq, a predicted model, not a curated record
AUGGAUAAAAAAGACUUGGCCAGGGCUAUGCAGUAUAAACACCCAACUAGGCCUCUUGAUAUCGAGACUAUCAACGGCAACCUGAAUAGAAUACUGACUGAUAAGCCCCAGUUGAGAUCUAAGAUUAAGACUUGCCUCCAACAAGCUGUUCGCUGUGCUUCGAAGACCAAGCGCACUUCCCGGAGAGCUAUUGGCCAGUACAUUGAGCAGCUUUCAGUUGGCACACAACUCAAGAUUGAGUUAAGGAAUCAUUACAAGGGAGCAGUACUCCUAUUUGAUCCGAACAUAUCGAAUUCAAAUGGGUUCGAAUGCAUUCGAAUCGAAAACGAACCAUGGAGCACUGUAAGGGAGGCACACAAGCGCUUUGCAGAAAGGCACAUGUGUCAAGCUCUGAUAGGCGCCAUCAUCCCAUGUUGGAUGGAGCAACGGAAGACAGCAGCGGCCUACAAUUCACAGUCCAUCAGUGACAUCGAGACCAGCCUGCCUUCUCUUCGUGGAGUCGAUGCAAGUAUAAAAAAUUACAUUGAGAGGCUCAGAGGCGUGGAGAAAGACCUUGAUUCCUUCUAUAGCAGCAACAAUGUUAUCAAGAAACAUAGGUGGGAUGCAAAGAGAGCUCGGGCUGAAUAA